This is a messenger RNA of Anguilla rostrata (American eel), 702 nucleotides long. RefSeq names its product cysteine-rich protein 1 (gene crip1). NCBI's taxonomy places the organism in Eukaryota, Metazoa, Chordata, Actinopteri, Anguilliformes, Anguillidae. Gene Ontology annotation, biological process: intrinsic apoptotic signaling pathway in response to DNA damage; regulation of gene expression. The transcript is spliced from 5 exons. Bases 146 to 382 code for a protein of 78 amino acids. Gene Ontology annotation, molecular function: zinc ion binding. The record is from RefSeq and is a predicted model, not a curated record.
AAUAAGGGAGAACACGCGCUGUACAUACACAGUCUGGACUAACGAGGCGUGGCCAUUGGCAGGUGAUCUGCAGUGAAGAUAGCAACGUCGUGCACUUUAUUUUAGGAUUUUUUUCUCUCGGAGAUCAACAGAUUUACCCUGCAAUAUGCCUAAGUGUCCUAAAUGCACCAAGGAAGUUUACUUCGCGGAGAGGGUGACCUCCCUGGGGAAGGACUGGCACAAGCCGUGUCUGAAGUGUGAGAAGUGCAACAAGACUCUGGCAGCGGGCUCGCACGCAGAGCAUGAAGGAAAACCCUACUGCAACAACCCCUGUUACUCAGCGCUCUUUGGACCCAAAGGUUUUGGGCGUGGGGGCACCGAGAGCCACACAUUCAGCAACUAAACCCUGGGAAAGAUGAUCCCUUCUUAGGCUACUCAAAGGAGAAUGGCUGCCCAGAGACAGAGAGAAGACAACACUCAAGUCACCUUGUAAUCUACAUGCUUUUAAACCAAAGAAAAGUUUGACUAAAAUAUUUCUUGUUUCAUAAUUACAAGUCAUUCAUUAGCUCAUCAUCGCUUGUUGUAUUUGUUUGAACGUACCAGGCUGUAGCUGACUGUGAAGGCCUGAAUUUUUUCACCUGUACUUCAAAAGCUUUUAUAAUAAUUACUUAAAUCCAUUUGUUUGCUUUUAAAUUUCCAUCAAUUAAAAUAAUUUACCCAGAA